AUGGCGAUGGUACUGACAACAAUGAACAAGACAAUAAAUCAUCAAGUGGGGUUCAAGAUGAUAAAGUGAAAAGUAAACAGGAAGGUGAGAAAAAUGCCGAUGGUGUUCAAGAACAAAAUAAGCAGAAUUCUAAAUCUGAUGAACAAGACGAACAGGAAGAAGAUGGCGCCGAACCCUCUGAUAAUAAAACUGAUAAGUCGGAUAGUUCACCUAAGCGGAGAAAAAAAACCGAAGCAUCCUCAAAAUGCAUCAGGAAAGAGGACUACUGUAGCAAAUGAAGACUGUAUGGAGGAUGGAUCUGAGCCUACAUCACCAAAGAAACCAAACGAUGAUGAUGUCGACGAUAAUAAUGAUCAAGGUUUACCAGAAGACACUGAGUUUGCAGAUAAUGCUGAUCAGUCGCCUGGACGUGAUGUUGAAGAUCUGCCAGGUGAUUUAUUCGACAAUCAAAUGGAUAUUGAUGCAGAAGAUGAUGGUGAUGAUGGCGAGGAAGGAGAUGAACCUUGUGGUCACCCAGAGGAUGAGAAUAAUCAAUCCACGUUGGAUGAAAAAGAUUUGGAACAGAAUAAUAAGGAAGGUGAAACGAUGGAUAUUGAUGAAUAUCCUAGUGUUGAAGAUCCAGCUAAAGUAGAAGUAUUUCCCUACCAUGGAAGUGGAUCAGGUGAUUUGAAUACUCAGUCGAAUGUUCUUGGUGGACAUGAUGAAAACGUUGAAGAUGUUGACAAAACUGAAACGAAUGAUGAUGAAAAGAAUGGCUCAAAUAUGGAUUCAUCAGAUAUACCACCUCAACAAUUAACUGAUGGUAAUCAGUCUAGUCAAGGAGAUGCUUCAGGUGAAAAAUAUACACCAUCUACUCGUGGUGGUGAUCAAUCGGAAACGUCAAGAACAGAACCACUUACUGGACAACAACAACAUCAGGUUAAUAGAAGUCAGUCUCGUUCUGGUCCAAAGCCGACAUCAGAAAAUCGAAGUCUAGCUAACAAACAAAAGUCUUUAUUGUCUGGGGUUGAAACUUUAGAAGUAGAUUCAGAACAACAACAACAAAGCGGUGAACAGGACUCAUCCUCUAAUGAAAAUGACAAGAAUUCACAGUUGUUUCAACAUCUGCCCAACCCUGAGGAUCCAAACAAUAAUGCCAAUGCUCCAUGUGUUCGUGAUUCAGCGACUUUAGACCAGGCAGAGAAACAAUUGACUAAUGGUGAUGACGAUGAAUCUAUGAGUCAGUGUGACGAUAAUGACACUGGCCUAGAAAAGGAUGAUAAUGUCGAUAACAAGGAUGCCGAUAAUGAAAGACUGCCAACAUCAGAAUUGGAGCCAAGUGAUGCUAAAACAAACAUUCUACCACAACAGUUAAAUCCUUUUGUGAAAGGCAAACAGUAUCCUGGCGGUGAUGAAGCGGUUGAAUCUGAUCCAACAGCAGAGUUUGUACCAACUUUAGGCGCUCAAAGACCACCACAGUCGGUUAUUUGUACACGGAUUGAAGCUGUACAACUGCCGCCGUCAACACUAGAUAAUUCUCUGGCUGAGAUGUCAACAGAUUUACAAAUUUUAGACAAUAGAUUUGCGCAGACAUCACUUGAAGGUGCUUUAGAAUGGGCAGCUUGUUGUCAACGAUCGAGUGGUUUAUCACGUCAAUUGUGUGAAGCACUUCGUUUGGUACUUGAACCAACUAAAGCAUCACGUUUACGGGGAGAUUAUCGUACUGGGAAACGUAUUAAUAUGCGAAAGAUUAUUCCUUAUUUGGCUAGCCAGUUUAGAAAAGAUAAAAUUUGGCUUCGUCGUUCUCAACCGAGUCAACGUGAAUACCGAAUCCUGAUAGCUGUUGAUGAUUCUUCGUCAAUGUCUGAGAAUCUUUGUAAACAAAUGACAUUUGAAUCCCUGACAACUGUUGUCACAGCAUUGAAUCUUCUCGAAGUUGGUCGAAUCGGAGUUUGUAGUUUUGGUGAAUCAGUACGUGUUCUACACGAUCCAAAGGAUCCGUGGGCAACAGAUGUUGGUCCUCGUGUGUUAAGUCAAUUCACUUUUGAACAGCCGAAAACAUCACUAGUUCAGUUGCUUCAUUGUACUAUCCAUCUUAUGAAUUCUAUCGGCUAUACAAACUCUUCGAGUACAAUACCUAGUCAACUGUUAUUAAUUCUGUCAGAUGGUGUUUUCUCCGAAGAUCCACAAAGUCAAUCUUUACAGGCUGCAGUACGAUUGGCACGUGAUUCGCAUAUUUUCCCUGUCUGUCUUAUUCUGGAUGAUGUACGCAAAAAGCAUUCUAUAUUUGAUCUUCGACGAUACUGUGGUCCGGGUAAAUUACAACCGUAUAUGGAUGUCUUCCCAUUGCCCUACUACUUAGUUCUACGUGAUUUAGCCUGCUUACCGAAUUUACUCGCUGACGCCUUACGACAAUGGUUUGAAUUGGAGUCAUCAUUUGGACGCUGAGGAAAAACCAAAACACAGACAGUGUGUGUACAGUUAACUAUCCCC
This is a messenger RNA of Trichobilharzia szidati, 2472 nucleotides long. Lineage: Eukaryota; Metazoa; Platyhelminthes; Trematoda; Strigeidida; Schistosomatidae. The record is from the annotation of a GenBank genome assembly.